Neoarius graeffei (lesser salmon catfish) is the source of this 1564-nucleotide messenger RNA. RefSeq lists its product as uncharacterized. Bases 126 to 794 code for a protein of 222 amino acids. The record is from RefSeq and is a predicted model, not a curated record. The transcript is spliced from 4 exons. Gene Ontology annotation, molecular function: protein dimerization activity. NCBI's taxonomy places the organism in Eukaryota, Metazoa, Chordata, Actinopteri, Siluriformes, Ariidae.
AGACCAGGCUGCAGCUUAAGACCAGUGAGCAAAGGUUCCUGACAGCUGAAGACCAGGCGCCCCCUCUCGUCCGACCAGGCUUUACAUAUGCUAGACUACUACUUGGGGAGGAUGGUCGUGCUUUAAUGCAAGCUGAAGAAAUGUCAAAACGUCCAAAAUUGUCAGGAGCCCAGGGGAGAAAGAAAAGGAAAGAAGAGGAGGAAAAACGCGACAAAGACAGAGACGAGCCAAUACAAGAUGCACUACGAAACCUGGAAACCACAUUUUUUAAUGUGGUCGUGGAUAGUGCCAUCUCUUCACUUGAUGAGGGAUUUCAGAGUCUUGGAGAGAUGAAUAACAUCUUUGCUGUGCUCCUCAAUUUCCCCAACUUGAAAGAACAGGACUUGCUCCAGAAGUGUCAAACCCUAAGUGCUGCCCUGACCCACGACAGCCAGCAGGACAUUAAUGGCACAGAACUUGCAAAGGAAAUGCAGAAUUUCCCACCAUUGCCCUCAAAGAAUAUGACAAACAUGGAACUUUUGACCUUCCUGCAAGAGAAGAAGCUGGCAGAAAUUUACCCCAACAUGUGGGUUGCUUUGAGAAUCUCUGCCACUCUUCCUGUUACUGUGGCUGCUGCUGAAAGAAGCUUCUCUAAGCUCAAACUGAUAAAAACUUAUCUGAGAUCUACUAUGAUGCAAGACCACCUCAGUGAACUUGCCAUUAUAAGCAUCAACCAUGUGGUCUCAAAUCAGUUAUCAUAUGAUGAUGUUGUAGAUGACUUUGCUGCAAGAAAGACUAGGAGGGUAAAGCUGUAGCAGGUUAUGUGAGAUUGAGGACGCGCUGGUGAAGUUCAAGUUCAACUUUUAUUGUCAAUUUCCUCACAUGCACCAGUCAUACAAAGGAGCUGAAAUUACGUUUUUCACUCUCCCAUACGUGGACAGAGACAGGACAGACAUCAUCUCAUCUCAUCUCAUCAUCUCUAGCCGCUUUAUCCUUCUACAGGGUCGCAGGCAAGCUGGAGCCUAUCCCAGCUGACUACGGGCGAAAGGCGGGGUACACCCUGGAUAAGUCGCCAGGUCAUCACAGGGCUGACACAUAGACACAGACAACCAUUCACACUCACAUUCACACCUACGGUCAAUUUAGAGUCACCAGUUAACCUAACCUGCAUGUCUUUGGACUGUGGGGGAAACCGGAUCACCCGGAGGAAACCCACGCGGACACGGGGAGAACAUGCAAACUCCGCACAGAAAGGCCCUCGCCGGCCCCGGGGCUCGAACCCAGGACCUUCUUGCUGUGAGGCGACAGCGCUAACCACUACACCACCGUGCCGCCCACAGACAUCAAAGUACUGAGAAAAAAAAAUAGGAAAGCAGCACAACAUAUCAACAUAUAGUAAACUAGUAUUUCCCUUGUACUAUAUUCAAUAUCAACACAUAUAGUUACAUAUCAACAGUUUUUCCCCCGUUCUACAUUUAGUUUUUCAAUAGUUCUAGUUGAAGGCAGUACCAAAAAACACCACUAGAGGUCUUUUUAAUAUCACAAUUUUAUAUUUUUGUAUUUUUAUUUAAAUCCAUGUAUUUUU